CAGAGCAAAAUCUCUGACACCAAAGUUUUCAGAUUUUCCUCUUUUUUUUGUGGCUGUGAAGGUUUGAAAGUCUUAUCAUUCACAGAGAGACAAGAGGCAAAACUGAGAGAAGAAGCUUCGAUGUCUGUAGUAGCAACUAAUAUGAACACGAUCAAUCACUUGUCCUCCACAACCUGUAAACUCCCAAAUCUCCUCCAAUCACCCAUUCGCUUCGAUCAUAAACCCUUUUCAUAUUCUCUCAUUCCUCUGCUUCCAAAAACCCUAAAUGGCUUCUCUUACUCUUCCUCCGUUAGUCGCAGAUCCAGAUUCAUUAUUCCUAAGCGGCAACGACUCUCUGUUUCAGUGGAGUGGCAAGACUGCUCAGUGAAGAUGGAAGUAGAUGUUCCUGUAUCCGUAGCGUAUAAUUUCUACUUGGAUCGUGAAUCUUUUCCUAAAUGGAUGCCUUUUAUUUCAUCCGUAGAGGUGUUAAAAGACAAGCCUGACCUUUCACGUUGGUCACUCAAGUACAAUGCUUUUGGUCAAGACAUUAAGUAUUCUUGGCUUGCUCGGAAUCUACAGCCUACUCCUAAUCAGAAGAUUCAUUGGAGAUCUCUUGAAGGUCUUCCUAAUAAAGGCAGUGUUCGAUUCUUCCCUAAAGGUCCUUCAUCAUGCAUCGUAGAACUAACUGUAUCAUAUGAAGUCCCUGCGCUAUUAACCCCCGUGGCAUCAGCGCUACGGCCUUUUUUAGAAAGAUUGCUUAGAGGUGGACUUGAAAGAUUUGCAACCAUGGCCAAAACCACUUAAAAAAAGGAAUCUCUAUGCAUCUUUCUCCUGGUCACCAAGAAAAAAGAGAAACUCCAAAAAAAUCAAACCAUAUACGUAUAUUGGCUUUGAUUGAGUAAAACAGAACAAAAAAGAACAAACAAGAAACAAAGUCACGGGCAAAGAGAGCUUUUCUCGUUACAAAUUUCAGCUUACUUGUCUAAACACGACAACCCACUUUGCGUGGAGUGUAAUAACAUUAAAGACAAUGGUCCUUGACAAGUCUCUGUUACUCAUUUGUCUCUUUGGAAAAACAAAAUUAUCUCUUAAAUCUAUGAAUACUCAUUAUUGAUUAA
Camelina sativa (false flax) is the source of this 1097-nucleotide messenger RNA. NCBI's taxonomy places the organism in Eukaryota, Viridiplantae, Streptophyta, Magnoliopsida, Brassicales, Brassicaceae. The record is from RefSeq and is a predicted model, not a curated record.